This is a messenger RNA of Cryphonectria parasitica EP155, 448 nucleotides long. Its product is annotated as NADH dehydrogenase, alpha subcomplex, subunit 6. Gene Ontology annotation, biological process: response to oxidative stress. The transcript has 5 exons. NCBI's taxonomy places the organism in Eukaryota, Fungi, Ascomycota, Sordariomycetes, Diaporthales, Cryphonectriaceae. Bases 1 to 378 code for a protein of 125 amino acids. The record is from RefSeq and is a predicted model, not a curated record.
AUGGCGACCAUCUCACCUACACAACUCGCGCGCAAGACGCGGCAAUCAACCAACUGGGCCGAGGCGCAACGGCGGGUGCUCGCAACCUACCGGGAAUGGAUUCGAGCUGCACCUGAGAUUCAGACCAUGUACAACGUUCCCCUACCAGUCUCGGUCAUUCGGACGAGAAUGAGGGAGGAGUUCGAGAAGCACCGAUACGUCAGCAAGCUGCCCGUCGUGGAUGUGCUGCUUUUCCAGAGCCAUGCAGAAUACCAGGAAACGAUGAACUUUUGGAAGCAGACGAAUCACGUCAUGUCGUACUUCCAGGAGGAGAACUUCAGAGGGGACAAGAGGUUACCAACCAACUUCAUGUCGGGUUUCUUGGAGGGGCGCAACUGAAACGGGAUUGUAGAGCCCCCCUUCCCCCUGUACAUAUCAAAUAGAGAGAGGUUUCCGAAAUUGCUGAUCC